Ipomoea triloba (trilobed morning glory) is the source of this 818-nucleotide messenger RNA. RefSeq lists its product as uncharacterized. The coding region runs from base 99 to 617 and encodes 172 amino acids. Lineage: Eukaryota; Viridiplantae; Streptophyta; Magnoliopsida; Solanales; Convolvulaceae. The transcript has a single exon. The record is from RefSeq and is a predicted model, not a curated record.
CAAAUAAGUAGCCAAAAUUGAAAUAGUAUAUCAUAGUCGUUGCUUCCCCUGCCAGUAUCCGCAGUAACUUUACUCUCCUCACAAGUUGACCGUAGAAAAUGGCAUCUUCAGUUCAACUGCUCUCCGUACUCCUCUCCUGCUUCGCUCUCCUCUUCGCCGUCCCGCAGGCCGCCGGCGACACCAUCCUGACUGCGUACCAGGUGCUGCAGCAGUACGAUUUCCCGGUUGGCCUUCUCCCGACGGGCGUGACGAGCUACGAGCUGGAUACCAGCUCCGGCGCGUUCUCCGUCUACCUGGAAGACUCCUGCAGCUUCAAAAUAGACGGAUACGAGCUCAAGUACAAGAGUACAAUCACCGGGAAGAUCUCCAAGGACGAGCUCUCCAGCCUCGGCGGCGUGCAGGUGAAGAUACUGUUCUUCUGGAUAAACAUCGUCGAGGUCACUAACGACGGCGAUGAGCUUUGCUUCUCCGUCGGAAUCGCCUCCGCCUGCUUCCCGAUCGACAACUUCUACGAGAGUCCUGACUGCGGCUGCGGAUUCGACUGCGUGAAUGCGCUCAAAUCUGAAACUACCUCCGCUUCCAGGCUCAAUCUCAAACGCCUCGCGUUUUCUUCCUAAAACCGUUCCUGAUUUUUCCAGAAACGCGGGUCGUUUUUGUGCCCUAGCACCAAACCCGGUUUAUUCGUUACACGGGUGGUUGUUUUUAGCGUUCCUUGAUUAUCAUUUAAAUAAACUUUUACUAGUGACGUUUUAGUAAGACUAAUGCACUGCUCAAAAUUGUAAUUCUCCUGAAUUUGAUCCUUCUUUGGAUUCGUGGAA